ACCAGAAACCACUCUUCAUAAUCACCAAGUCUUCUCUGCGCUGUCAACGUCUUGAAUUAAUUAUCAUCACCAUUUAACAUCUCCUAUACAUAUGCAUGUAUGUCUACCAAAUCUCAACCAACUGACUUUGACUUUUAAUUCAAGUAUUCCACUGUCCUUCACUUUCACAUCCAAGUUAAGAGUAGUAAGCAUCAAAUGGAGAGGCAAAGAAGUUUCUCUUUGAAAUCCACCAGAUUCUUAGUCUUUUCUUUAACAAUCUCUUCUUCUUUAAUCUUUUUAACACUCUUCUCUAUCUGGGUCAUCAAAUCUACCCCUUCCAUUCACCAAGAAACCCAUUUUCACUUGAACCAACUCGCCCUUAAUCUAAGUCCCAAACCUGUAACUUUAGAGACAUUGACGGGUUUCAGUAAAAAUUCCUCAUCUAAAAAUGUGAAAGACUUAUUCCUCAUCGAUGCCCUAAAUAAACCUGAAAAUUCUACAUUGUUUUCACCACCCCCGGAUGAAGCUUACAAAGCUGAUGAUCUAGAUGAUAACAGUUAUUCAACUACAGGUCAAGAGAGUGCACCGGCACCUUCGCUCGAGGAAGUUGAAGUUCACAGCAAUGAGAGAAUUGAAGAGAAGAAGAUUGAAGCGGCUUCAACUCAGAAAAUUGAGCGUCCCAACGAUGAGCAGAUUACAAAGAAGAAGAUUGAAGCUCCUUCAGUUGAGAAAAUUGAGGUUACCAGUAAUGAGCAGAUAAAAAAGAAGAAGAGUGGAGCAGCUUCAGCUAAAAAAAUUGAAGUUACAAGGGAUAAGAGGAUUGAAGAGAAGAGGCUAAGAAAUUGUGAUAUUACAAAAGGGAGGUGGGUUUACGAUGAGAGCUAUCCUUUGUACACAAAUGCUUCAUGUCCUCUUAUAGAUGAAGGUUUCAAUUGUAUGAGCAAUGGAAGACUGGAUAAAGAUUACAUGAAGUGGAAAUGGCAGCCUCAAGAUUGUGACAUCCCAAGGUUCAAUGCUACCAAAAUGCUGGACUUGAUCCGAGGGAAAAGGCUGAUUUUUGUUGGAGAUUCACUAAAUAGGAAUCAAUGGGAAUCUAUGCUGUGUAUGUUAAUGGGAGCUGUUAGAGACCCAAAGAAGGUCUAUGAGACCCAUGGACGAAGAAUCACCAAAGAGAAGGGAGAUUAUAGUUUCAAAUUUGUGGAUUAUAAAUGCACUGUUGAAUAUUAUGCGAGCCAUUUUUUAGUUCACGAGAGCAAGGCAAGAGUAGGGCAGAAGCGGGUGCAAACCUUGAGAAUUGAUUCUAUUGAUCGUGGCUCAUCAAGAUGGAGAGGAGCUGAUAUUUUGAUAUUCAACACUGCACAUUGGUGGACCCAUUACAAAACAAAAGCCGGGAUUAACUAUUACCAGGAAGGAAAUCUAGUCCAUCCCCAGCUUGACGUUUCUGCAGCCUUUAGAAGAGCAUUGAUGACUUGGGCAUCAUGGGUUGAUAAACGCAUCAAUCCAAAGAAAACCCGAGUUUUCUUUCGAAAUUCUGCACCUUCACAUUUCAGGGGAGGUCAAUGGAAUUCAGGUGGUCAUUGUAGGGAAGCUACUCAACCACUUAAUGGAACCUCAAGCUUUAUCUACCCUGACAAGAAUGGAAUGGUAGAGGAGAUCGUAAAGCAGAUGAAAACACCUGUAACUCUCUUGAAUAUAACCAGAUUGUCUGACUACAGGAUAGAUGGUCAUCCAUCAAUGUAUGGAAUAAAACCAGGGAGUCGCUACUCUUCUAACAUUCAGGAUUGUAGCCAUUGGUGUCUUCCAGGUGUUCCUGAUACAUGGAAUGAAUUGUUGUACUUUCAUUUGCUGCCCAAGAAGGAGUAUAAUCUUCUAUGAAACAGGUUUGUGCUUCUCAGCUAUAUAUUCUUUCAAUGUUUUAUUCCUAUUGAUAUUGUAGGCAGAACGUAAAAUCUAAUCGUCCUGGUUUUUUCUAUGGAAAAUGUAAAUCAUAUAUUUC
Pistacia vera is the source of this 1975-nucleotide messenger RNA. RefSeq names its product protein trichome birefringence-like 6. The record is from RefSeq and is a predicted model, not a curated record. Gene Ontology annotation, cellular component: Golgi apparatus. NCBI's taxonomy places the organism in Eukaryota, Viridiplantae, Streptophyta, Magnoliopsida, Sapindales, Anacardiaceae. The transcript has 5 exons. Gene Ontology annotation, molecular function: O-acetyltransferase activity. The coding region runs from base 196 to 1854 and encodes 552 amino acids.